Molecule: messenger RNA, 2353 nt
Organism: Cataglyphis hispanica
Lineage: Eukaryota; Metazoa; Arthropoda; Insecta; Hymenoptera; Formicidae
Gene: cta
Product: guanine nucleotide-binding protein subunit alpha homolog
Exons: 6
Coding region: 953-2056 (367 amino acids)
Biological process (GO): adenylate cyclase-modulating G protein-coupled receptor signaling pathway; Rho protein signal transduction
Cellular component (GO): heterotrimeric G-protein complex; brush border membrane
Molecular function (GO): GTPase activity; guanyl nucleotide binding; D5 dopamine receptor binding
Source: RefSeq, a predicted model, not a curated record
UAUAUAUAUAUAUAAUUUAGUAGCUUUGUCAGCUAUUGCCAUAUUAGAUUCUAACUUUUCUGGGCAUUUUUGAUUGCUCAUUAUUUUAUACGAUUGUGCAUUCGCGGGACUGGUACUCUGGUACACCGACUGGUACCGGGACUGAUACAUCAUGGAUAUUACACCUUCAUAUUUACAUCAUGAUCGCUCGCAUCAAGACAUCGCACACCCGCAUAUUAGCACGAGGGAAGGAGUGAUGCGUGGCUUCGCGUAGAAGUCACCGAUUUACAUCGUGAUACUUUAUUCCAAAAGAAGACGGAAAUCCACAGAGGAAGGAAGGAGGAAAAUCGCUGAUUGAUAAUCGGCAGAUCGCAGAUUCGAAUCCGUUCGAACCUUAUCCCCCAUAUGCUUCGGAGAUUGAAAAAAAAUAUAUAUGUUAUAAAUUAUCCAUCGUAUAUAAAUAAAUGAUUACACCGUGAUAUUUUGUCUCAGAAGAGGACGGAAAUCCAUAAAGGAAAGAAGGAAGCACGGGGAAAAAGGUGUGUCGCGGAGCAAAUAGGUCGACUUGCCGCUUCUUAGAAGCGAGAAGGAGGGGAAAAGAGAAAGAAAGAGAGAGAGAGAGAGAGAAAGAGAGUUAAGGCGGUGCAGCAAGCGAGACGUAUCACAGCAAUCACAGGCGGUCGUGACACACAAAACGUGAUCACGAGGCGACGAGAGGAGCGCCGGUAAUUAUAGUAAUUAUCUAAUCAUGCCCAAUUCGUGGGUGACCAGGGAUGUUUGCGCGAAGCAAGUAGCAACGGUGACAUCGUAGCGUGAUUUUUUCUACGUGGUGUGUAUCUUCGAGAUGCUACGCGUAACUCCUUCGUCCUGCCACCGACGAGAUAUAAUUCAAGACCGGAUGGUCUUCUCGGAUUUAGCGUGAUUGGAAAAAACUCGCUGCGUGCUACUGUAGGGAGAAGCAGGAUAGAGCAAAAUGGCGAGCUCCUUAACGUGGUCGUGCUGUCUGCGUUUUAAAUUCAGCCCAGAGGAAAUCGAGCAACGAUACAAGAGUCAGGAGAUCGACCGGAUGCUGGAGAAAGAUCGUCAAACAUUUCGCCGGCAAGUUAAGUUAUUGCUGCUCGGUGCGGGCGAGAGCGGCAAGUCCACAUUCCUCAAACAGAUGCGGAUCAUACAUGGGAUCAAAUUCGAGCCUGAACUAGUUAAAGAAUAUCAACAUGUGAUCUACCAGAACAUAAUUAAAGGAAUGAAAGUUUUGGUAGAUGCUCGAGAUAAACUGAAUAUUCCCUGGGAGAAUCCUAAGAAUUAUGAUAUUGGCUUUCAAUUACUCAAGUUUGAAAAUACCAUGAUACUGGAUACUAGAUUAUUUCUACAUUAUGUACCAGCAUUACAAAGUUUAUGGAAGGAUGCAUCGAUAAGAAGAGCAUUUGAUAGGCGAAGAGAAUUUCAAUUAAGUGAUUCUGUCCAGUACUUCUUGGAUAAUCUUGAUAGGAUUGCGAGAGUGGAUUAUACACCUACACAUCAGGAUAUUUUACAUUGUAGAAAGGCAACGAAAGGAAUUUCUGAAUUUGUAAUACCAAUUAACAAUAUCCCUUUUCUCUUUGUCGAUGUUGGUGGUCAAAGAUCUCAAAGGCAAAAAUGGUACCAAUGCUUUGAUUGCGUGACUUCUAUACUCUUUCUUGUAUCAUCAUCGGAAUUUGACCAAGUCUUGUUGGAAGAUAGGAGGACUAACAGAUUGGAAGAAUCUAAAAACAUAUUUGAUACAAUUGUGAAUAAUAUGAUAUUCUGUGGAGUGUCUAUUAUUUUAUUUCUGAACAAAACGGAUUUGCUCGAUAAAAAAGUGAGGUCACAAGAUACAAAUGUCCGUUUGUACUUUCCACAAUUCACGGGCGAUCCACAUUCCAUGAAGGACGUGCAAAAUUUUAUCCUUGAUAUGUUUGUGUCGGUCAAGAGGGAUCCAAGAAAGCCAUUGUUUCAUCACUUUACUACUGCAGUAGACACGGAGAAUAUUAAGGUUGUCUUCAAUGCUGUAAAGGAUACUAUUCUACAUCGGAACUUAGAGUCACUGAUGCUUCAAUAAUGAUGUAGAAACAAAGGAAUUAAAUACAUACAAAGCAGCUAGUAAAACAAAGGUAUGCGGUAAAAAUUUAAUAUUUAAUAUGUAUCAUUAAUCCAAUCUGUAGUUUUCGAGAAAUAUAUUGCAAUACACAGACUAGGUCAAAAAACGUUUUGAUAAGACAAUAUAUUAUAUAUGAGUAUGAAUUGUAUGUUUAUCUACAUAUAUAUAAAUAUGUUUAUAGUAAAAAAGAGAAAACUGCCUGAUAUAAAGAUAUAUAUAUAUAUAUAUAUAUAUAUAUAUAUAUAUAUAUGUAUAUGU